This is a messenger RNA of Dentiscutata heterogama, 921 nucleotides long. The record is from the annotation of a GenBank genome assembly. Lineage: Eukaryota; Fungi; Glomeromycota; Glomeromycetes; Diversisporales; Gigasporaceae.
AUGGAUGAUGAUCUAUGGGUUCACGCGAAACCAAUUAGCAAUGAGUACUAUAAUGAAACCAACGAUCACGAGAGCACAAAUGUUUAUUCUAAUGUUAAUUCAGACGGACACUCGAAGCAAUUUCAACGUAAUACUUUCACCAAAAGAACACAAAAUAACAGAAAGACACAAAAUUAUGGGAGGGAAAACAAUUUACGUCAAUAUUAUCAGCCACAACAUAUUGAGUUUCAUCUUGCAAGCAUUAGCAUCAAUGAAUAUCAGGAAACUAUUGAUACUGUUAAUGAUUACAAAUUGAGAUUUCGAUAUAAAUAUCUUGAAGAAGGAAUUUCUAUUUUUUUAAACGAAAAUAAAGCAAAGAUCUAUAUUCCCAUUGAUGCUUUGGAUGCCAUCUCUAAGGUGCAACAUAAUCUUAUAGUAUUAACAUUGAAAAAGGACUGCUCCAAUUUGAUUUCAUAUGCUUCAAAGGAUGGCUUCGUUGAUGAUGAUCCUAUACGUGAAAAUUUGAGUAGAACGUCAUCUAUUAGCAUGAUUGCUCAAGAAAAAACACCGCAACAAGCUAUAGACAUGGCUGGAUUACACAUACAUUAUCUUGUGAAUAGGAAUAAUAAAUUCAAGGCCAAUAAAACUCAUAAUGCCAAUUGGGGUCGUAUUACUAGCUUACACUUGACUCAGGGUGAAGAUUUUUUAAUUAAGUGCCAUGUAGAUGAUGAUAUCCGUAUUCUACGCUUCAAAUCUCAUUCUCAAUUCGAAGAUAUUAGGCAUACUAUCAUUGAUGCUUUUAAUGUUCGUAAUAUAACAAAAUUUUAUUAUAAGGAUGAAGAUGGUGAAUAUAUUACCAUAGUUAACACUACCGAUUUCGAUACUGCUUCGAAAUUGUAUAAAAAAGACAACAAACUGGAAAUUUGGUGUAUGACUGGAUGA